UUGAAAAUUACACUGACAGUUACUCUUUAGGAAAAUCUCUGAACUCACAAAACAUUACAAAAAAAUUAGUUUAAGGAGUUUUAGAGAAACGCAGUUUCAGUCUGAUUGACGUCCCCUUGAGUGUUUCCUUCAUUCCCAUGAAAUUCCUUGAUCCAGGAAAUGGAUCAGGAUGAAAGGCAGAGAAAAUUAGAGGCCGGACGAGCAAAGCUUGCUCACUUUAGACAGCGCCGGGCAAAAAGCGAAAGUUCGAGCUCGCAGAAAAAGACGCCGAAGAGGAAGGGCCAAACUGUCCAGACGAAUGAUUGGUCAGCGCAAGAUUGCCACCUAGAGGAACCAGAGACAGACGAUUGUCAUGGAGAGAUCAACAAGGAAUACUCGGAGGCAUCACUCAGACCUGAUGGCACAGAGAGCAGUGCUCCAGAGGUCCUUCAGUGCAGCAGAGAGGACGAUGAAACUGAUGCCUCUGCCAGAGACCCAGAAGAGGACCUCUGUUCAGAGUCAGAGCUGCCCGAUCAAGUAGAGGAUGAACUUGCAGAAAUGAUUAUAGUUGCACAUACUGACAAAGAACAACUGAAGCGAUUACAGGCUGCAGUAGAAAAACGGAAUGAGAUCAUAUCACAGCUUAGUGAGAACCUGCAGGUGGCGCUGCAGAGCAGAGACCAGGUACAGCUGGAGGCACAGCAGCUCACUGGUCAGAUUCAGUCACUACAACAGCAACUACAGCAGGCUAAGGAAUAUCUACGUAGCAAAAGUCAAGGGUGUGUGGAUCUGACCCAGGCUGUUCAAAAUCAGCUGCAUGUACAAUUGGAGGAGUCGCAACAGAUGACUAAGGAGCAACAGUGCCUUUUGGCCCAAAAAGAAACUGAGAUAACAGACCUGCAACAGAAAUUGUGUGUCAUGGAAAAAUCCCUCUCUCAGCUUCAACAUGCCUUUACCCAGAGAAGUGGUGAUCAAAAAGAUCUAAGACUUGACCAACAUGGUAGUUUAGAUUUAUCCACUGUCAGCCCUCUGUUCCCAGACAACAGUCCUGACUCAGACUCUGAAGCUUUAAUGCAAAGCCUUAGAGCUGAGCUAGAGGAAGAGCGUAAGAACAGCCAGCGAGCUCAAGAACAAGUAGAAGCAUUUCAGAAGAGGGUACAGAGUCUGGAGAGUGAGAAGACCCUGAUGGAAGCUCAUCUGGCUGCAGUUAAUGAAACACAAGCCCAGGAAGCCCAGAAAUAUAAAGCAGAGAAAGAUAAACUGAACCAAGAAAUGGCUAGAUUAGAUAACCUUGUGAAGGAGCUUCAAAAUCGUCUUCAUGAAGAGGAGGAGACGGGACGCCAUAUGCGUUCCAAAUAUGAAGCCGAUAUUUCCAAUUAUGAUCUCAGGCUUCAGACUCUGGAGGAGGAAAGGGAAUUGAAUGUAGCCCAGCUAACUGAAGCUCAUGAGGCUGCUCUUAGUCGCCUGCAGAAGGAGCACUCUGAUGAGAUCCAUCGCAUCCAGGAGCUUCUGAACCAGGCCCAAAGUCAGCAUACCGAUUCUCAUUAUAAUGUUUCCAAAAACUUUGGUGCAGACGUACCCUGGAAAAAAGUCUCCAAAGAGCUUUACAAUGAGGAGACAGCCACUGAGAGUGCAGGCAGAGAUGACUAUAGUUUUGACGUCCCUGCAGGGGGUUUCCAGGAUGAUCUGAUGGAACGUUACUUGGCCUCUGAAGGGCCUCAAGAAAGCUCAUUGAUUGAAGGGAGUAUGGAGGAAUGUAGCCUGAUGGAAAGCUCUGAGACGUCCAGGUUUGAGCUAGACAGUGAGGUUAUAUUUCACACUUCAGAUGUUCCUAACAAUGUCACAUCUGAUGGUGAUAAGUCAGAGCCAAGACUGUCUGUAGUUCAUAGCAUUGAAGUGCCCCAACCUGAUGAAAUGUCCUUCACUAAUGCCCAGUGGCAAAACUCAACCUCAGUUGUUGAAGAGCUGAAUGAUAGCGCAGGCACUGUGGACUUGGCAAAAGAGCUUCUAAUCCAGCAGUGCCGAGACCUGUCAGAGCAGUUAGAAGAGCGGGAACGACAGCUCGAGGUUCUUCAAGAGGAGGUUCAGCACUCUGCUGAGGAGGUUGAGGAGGCACGGGAGCGUUGGAGCAAAGCUUCAGAGGAGCUUGAAGAAGCUAAGUGGGAGCUGGAGAUGGAACGUGAGAAAAGAAUUCAGUAUGAGGAAGUUAUCAGCCAGAAAAUGCAUGAAGAAGACAACCUCAAGAACAUACUGAGUCACCUCCAGAUCCAGAAACGGCUGCAGCUUCAGGACAAUGAAAGGUUAAUGCCUGACAACACUGACUCCAAUAAGACCUCAAUCUUUUUAUCUAUAGAGGAGUUGUUAAAGGAACUAAAGGAGGAAAAUGCCCAAUUGGUGCUACAGCUCAAAUGUCAGGAGCAGCUAGUGAAGGAUGUCCAUGAGCAGAAACCAGCAUUGGACUCUAUAAAUAGUGAGCUUUCCUCUUUGCAAGCUCAGAGAGAUGAAUUUCUACUUCAGCUGGAGCAACAAAGGGGAAAAAACCAAGCUACUUCAGUGCUGCUUGGUCAAAGGACCUUGCAGGUGGACCAAGCCAAUAGAGAGCUUCAGCAGCUUAAAGCUGAAGUGGAAGAGAAGGUUGGAAGGUUGCAGAACUUGGAGAAAGAGAAGACAGACCUUGAAUCUAAGCUAAUGUGCCUUAAAGAGAACCUCAACAACAUGGAAGAGGAGAAAGCUACCCUUGAAAGACGUCUCCAAGCUUUGGAGGACCAAGCAAAGAGCAUGGAGGUGGUUCUAGAAUCAGAACUGAAGAACUUUGAGCACCAACUUGAAUCAAAGGAUGCAGAGCUCAAGGAAGUUAAGGAAGUCAAAGAGAAGGCAGAAGAGGAAUACAUGGAAAAGGAGAGUGCCUUAAUGAAAGAGCUCAUCACAGUCAAACAGGAUCUGGAAGAAAGACAGAAGCAACAUGAGGAGGAGAAGAGAAUUCUGGAAAAGAAACACCAGAAAGAGGCUAAAUACUUGAAUGUACGUUUUGAGCGGGAACAUUCUGAACAGUCUACUCAUCUGGAAGAUGAGCAGAAGAGACAGAUCAGCUUGAUUAAACAGGUCUAUGAACGAGAGCAUGAGAGGGAGCUGACGCAGCUGGCAGCCCAACAUAGUGAGGAAAUCUGCAUACUUAAAGAUGAACUCUCCAGGGAGCUACAAGACGGCCUGGAGGCUGCACACCAGGCUGAGCUGCUCCAAACACAAAGCCAGCACAACCUGGAGCUGGAAGCCUUGCGUCUGAGCUUGACCAACUUGCACACUGCUCAGCUGGAGCUUUCUCAAACCAACAUGCAGAAAGAUAAGGAAGUGGCCCUCAGUGAGCUGCAGACCAUGUUACGAGAGAAAUGGGCACAGGAAAGCGCCAUGCUGCAGACGCGCCAACAGUUUGAGCUGGAGAGAAUCCGGGGGCAGAGCCAAGAGCAGGAACAAAGAAACCAGCGACUGCACCAACAAGAGAUUGAUAAUCUGAACUGGGAAUGGGAGAAGAGAGUUUUGGAAGAGAAGAGCUUAGUGGAACAGUUGCAGGCCCGUAAACUAGAGGAUCUAAAGGCUGAGUUGCUCUUGGAGGCUGAGAAGGUCAAGACAGAACUCCAGAGUCAAUUAAAUGAUGCGCAUCAUAAACUGAGUGAGACCCAGGCAGCUUUCACUGAGGCUGAAGUAGCUCUGUCUGAGACGCAGGGUAGGCUAGAAGAACUGCAGAGUUCCAGAGAUCAAGAUGUCAAGAAUCUGGAGAAAGAGCUCAAGCAGGCCUUGACUGACAGAGAUGCUGCUGCACGUGCAGUUGAGGAGUUGGUUGCAUGUCACAAGGCAGCACUGCAGGAGAAACAGGAACAUUCCCGAGCCCUGGAGCAGAGAGGAAAAGAGCUGAAACAAGAGGUUGACCGUCUACAGUCAGAAAAGGAGGAACUGAAGACCAAUUCAGAACAGGAGAUCUCAAACCUCUGGUCCCAGCUGGAGAGCAUGAGAACCAACAGACAAGAUCUCGGAGGCAUUUCGCACCAAGAAGAGCAGAAACAACUGGAAGAGAAGUUGACCCUUCAGAGAGAUGCUGCCCUGGAUCAACAGAGAGAACGGCAUGCUGUGGAGCUGCAGGCCCAGAAAACGCUCCUGGAUGAGAGAGCUGCACAAUUAGAGCGUCUUGAAAAGGACUGUCAGGAACUCAAAAUACACCACUGGGAGGAACUGGAAUCACUGAGGACCAAUCACAAAAUGGCCUUGGAGACCUUGGAGAUGGAGCUUACAAAUAAACACAAGGUAGAGCUCGACAGAUUGGAGGCGGUCCUUCAGGAGACCAACCUGGCACAGCUUGAAGCUCAAGAGGCGGAGCUUCAGGCACGACACAAACGGGAGAGGGAGGAGCUUGAGGAGAGGCUGUUGGCGAACAUGGACACACUGGAGAGCACGUUCUUGAAAGAAAUUCAGGCAGUACGGGACGAGAAGGAAAGAGAACUGCGUGACCUUGUAGAACACUAUAUUGGAGAGAUUGAAAGGGUGAGAAAGGUGGAGCAAACCAUCAGAGAGGACCUCAGAAGUGAGCUUGCUAAGGUCCAUAUGGAUAAAUUCAGCGCCAUGGCAGCAGAAUUGAAUCAAGCCCAUCAGGCGGAGAUCUCUGAAGCGGUCUCCUCUCAAAGGGCUGCUCUGGAGGAUGAGCAUAGAUCUACUCUGGAAGCUCUUCAGCAACAAGUAGUUGCUUUAGAGGAGCAGCAUAGCGCCGCCCUUCUGGAGAUCACUGAUCUUGCCGCUGCAAAGGAAAAGCAACAUGAGCAACAACUGGAUGUGCUGGCUACUCAAUAUCAGCAACAGCUACAGGAGUUAAGAGGAGUGUCUGCCAGGGAGCUGGAGGCUCUCCGUAGGGAAUUAGAGGAAGACGCGUCAAGGCAACGCCUCCACUUCCUGGAAGAGGCAGAGCUUCUCAAGUGCAAGUCUGAGGAGCUGUUGCAGCACAAAAUUGCUCAGUUAAAGGAGGAGAGUGACCAGGACAAGGCUGCUGCUCUUGAAGAGCUGGAAAGGACUUUAAGACAGAAACACGAGCAAACUGAACUCGCCUACAGUGACAAGAUGAGCCAACUCAAUGUGCAGUUACAGCAGCUGGACACUGUAGUGUCACAGCUACGAGCAGAGGUGAGCGGGCUGCAGGUUGAGCUAGAGGGCAAGCGGGCAGAGAUGGACACGCUGGAGACGCUCCUGCAACGCAGAGACCGGGAGAACCAGGAGGGAGACAAUCUACUGGCCAUGCUCAGAGCUGACCUCAACACGGCCUCACAGCAAAGACAAGACCUGCAAACAGCACGUGACAAACUACAGCGGAUGCUCAUAGAGAUGCUUCGAAUCACUAUGGCAACGGAAGAGCACAUCAACCACAAGUUAGGGGCUUGUGUGUCAGGUGGUCAGGCUGGAGACAAAACACCCAACUCUAUGACAGCCAGCAGUAGCCGUGAUUCACGUGAAACAGGAGAGGUGAUUGGCGUAGAGGGAGGUGCUGAUUGUAGCGUGUGGUCUUCGGCUGUGGACGAGGGGUUGGAAAUGUCUCAGAGGCUGUGUGAGAGUGUGUUCUCUGGGCCGGAGGGAGAGAUGGAGGCGGAAGGCGAGGAGCUCAUGCUGGGUGCCUGUACACGUCUACGCACCGCUGUUGAUAAACUACUGGAGCUGCUCUCUGAGUCCUCACAGCAGUUGGAGCAGAUGUGUGGUCUACAGGCUGUGCUAAAUGAGCGGUUCAGAGAUGGAGGUGAGGCCGGAGCGUCUCUGCUGUUUCAGAACUCUCAGCUCCUGGAGCAGCUGGAUCAUGAGGCCAGUCUGAAGAGCCAGUUACAACUGGAGCUGCACAAGGCCGAAGGUCUGAUGGAAGGCUACGUAGCUGAGAAAGCCUCUUUGGAGGAGGCCCUUCAGCAGAAAGAGACACAGCAGCAGCGUCUGGCAGAGGAGCUGGAGAGCACACGCAUCCAUCUGCAGCAGCUCAGUGAAAAUCACACCCUCCUCCUGCGUCAGAGAGAAGCCCUUACGGCCGGCCUCGGAGACACUGAGAAGGCUCUGCUAGUGGAGGCUGAGCGUCUGGGGCAGGAGUGUGUGGAGGUGCAGCGGCAGGCGGAGAAGGAUUGCGGUGGUUUGGCGUCUCGUCUGCAGAUGCUGGAACAGGCCCUGGAGGAGCAGGAGAGCCAGCAAAUUGAGGACUUGGUUCUUCAGGUGGAAAGUCUUCAGGCUCUGAUCAAAGAUAAGAUAGAAGACUAUAGUGUACUGUUGUCAGCAAAAGAGCAGUGUCAGCGUGAUGUGGAAGAACGUAAUGAAGAGAUUGAAAAAUUGGCAGCUCGUAUCCGAGAGUUGGAGCAGGCAUUGCUAAGCUGUGCAGAGUCCAGCCGAACGGUCACACAGCUGGAGCAAGAACUUCAGAAAGCACGCAAGAACCUUCAGGAGCUCACACAGGAUAAAGAAGCUUUGCAGCAGCAGCAGUAUGCUAAUAAACUCCAGAUCUCUGCCCUACAGUCCAAACUUGAUGAGACCAGACACCGUUUCCCUGAUAUGACCCCUGAGCCCAACCUCCGGGAGCAGCUGGAAGCCACACAACAGGAUCUGCAGACCAAAGAACAACAGGUGGAAUUUCUGUCAGAGCGUAUAAGUGAGCUUGAGAAGGAUUUGGUAGUGAGAGAGGAAGGGUUUGGACAACUAACACUACAGCUGGAGCUCAAAAACAGAGAAAGCAGAGCUACAGAAGAUCAGCUUCACGCACACAUCACGCACCUGCAGGAGACUGUGGACGCUUUGACAAGGCGACUAGAAGAGGGCAGCGACGAAUCCAUCCUUCAGCUGCCUUCUGCCCUUCUGGAGGAGAAGAAUCUGGAGAUCGACCACUUAAACCAGCAGAUCCUCCAGCUGCAGCAGGAGCUUGAUAUGACCAAUGAUAAUAAGACGCUAGAGGAAAAGCAAUUUGAGAUUGAAGAGCUGCGCUCUCUGGUUGAGCGUCUUCGUUGUGACCAGGAACGUUUACGGCAGGCAAAGGAAGAAGAGACUGAGCAGCUCCAUGAAGUUAUUAACAAGCUUCAAGAGGAGUUGAGCCAGCUUGACCCCAACCAUCAUGAAGUCAGUGACCUCAACACUGACAGCCCCGAGUCAUCGGACUUCCCUUGGAACCCUCAUCCUCGCCAGCAGAGGGCGCCCGAGGAAAGUCUGUGCCAGGAGCUCAGCAGCCACACGCUGCAAUCGUCUCGCGCUCGCUUGCAGGAGUUACAGAUUGAGCUGGAGCGAGCAGCUGGAGAGAAGGACUCUCUUCAGAGACUGUUGCUCUCCCAAGAGGAACAGUAUGGAAGCCAGGUGGAGACACUCGGCCGGAGUCUCGGAGAGGAAAGGGGGAAGGUGGUCGUGUUGGAACAGGAGGCAAAUGAGCUGAAACUCCAGCUAGAGGAGAAGCGGACAGAAGCUGAGAGAUUGGCGGAUCGUGUGGAAGUGUUGGAAGAUACAGAACAAGCUCAUCAGUCCAGGCUUAGAGAGUCUGAACUCCAGUUGAGAAGGGUAGAGGAGAGAAGAGACAAGGUCCAACAGGAGCUUGGCAGGCUGCAGGAGGAGGUGAAGAACCAGUGUGUUGAGAAGGAGCUUCUGGAAAACCAAAUAUCCAAACUGCAAAGCAACGAAGAGAAGUAUCAGAAUGAACUUGCCGCUUUACGAUCCAAACUCAAAGAGCAUGAGGAGAGCGCCCAAGUAAGCAAAGCCACCAUCAUUGCCUUGGAGGCAAGCAAAAAAGAACUGUUCGUUGAGAGAGAGGCUCUGAGAAAACGGGAGGGAUGCCUCCAGGAGGAAAUCGAGCGUUUGAAACAGGAAGUGACAUCAAAGACAAAUUACAUAAAAGAACUAUGUGAGCAACAGGAAGAGACUGUGGCUAAACAAGGUGAAGCUCAGAAAAAAGGACUGACAUGUGCUGAAGAGACCUUGGCUAAAGCUGAGACUGCUUUACGUGAGAGAGAAGAGCAGCUGAUCCACCUGAGGGCGGAGCAUGAUGCUCUAAGGGCGGAGCUAGCAUCUGUGAAGGAGGGGCUUAGUACCAGCACAGAGAGAGCGGAGAAGCUACAGGAAGAGGGACAGACGAAAGAUCGUGCAUUGGCUGAUCUCGAGGUCCAUAACCAGCACCUGAAGGCGGAGUUGCGGAGUCUGCAGGAUGACCUUGCUGUGCAAGAAGAAGAGUUAGCCUAUCAGCAGCAGGAGCUAGAGCAGCUCCGACAGCGCUGCAACCUGCAGGACCACCAUCCCAAACACGGCCACCGCUUUCUUGAAGGCCUCUCCCGUGACCCAUCCCUCUCUGCUUCCCUAUCUUCCCCAGAGAUCCUGCGUAGGUUGGACUGCAGUGAAGAGCGCCCCUCUCAUCUGCAGGUAUCUCACCUCUCAGAGCUCAGUGCGCUACACAACGCCACCCUGGAGCUCCACAGCAAGCCUUCACCUAUGGAGCGUGAAAAAGAGAGACCACACGCCAGACAAACUUUUAUCCCACCUUCAGAGGAAGUCCCACCCAGCACACACACUGCAUCCUCAUGCUCACUUACUGUGUCUGAACACCUUUCUGUGCUCGACUCACUGGAUGCAAAUAAGGUUGAUGAAUUGGACAAUUCAGAUGUGACACCAUCUCGGUCUCCACUUGGUUCCACCUCUCCUGUGUCUGUGCCGGAGUGGGUCAGCGAUGGAUAUGGCAGCAAUGUGAGCUCAGAGUUGGAAGCCAUGCUGAAGCUUGAGUUGGAGAAUACAGAGCGUUUAGAUGCUCAUUUUGUAGAGUAUCUGCGCUGCAGAGGAAUGUCACCUGGAGAAAAAACAGAUAGUGCUGCAGGCAGUAUGCAUGAGAGCCACGAGGCCCUCACACCUGAGUUACAGGCUAUGUUGAAGCGCGUCUACCAGGAAAGCUGCAGAAUCCUGUCUUUGUCCCAUCGCCCUGCCCCAUCUGGCCAGUCACGCCCAGAUUCUGAGCCUGCCCCACCCCACUCCUGGCAGAGGGAGAGACGGGCCUUACAGGAGACCAUCCUAUCACUCAGAGAGCUGCUCUGCAGGAUGGCUGACAGGGAACCCAGGACUGACCAGGGGGAUGUGGACUGGAGGCGUGAGCUAUUGCAGGUGGUCCGCAGUGUGUUUGACAGUGAAAGGGAGUGGCUUCACUCUCAGCUUCAGGCUUUCAUGGCAACUACUACUCAGAUGGACCUCACCCCUUUGCUGGAUCAGUUAAAGAAACUGUUUCAGAAGCAGGAGGAGCAGCAGUGGAGAUCUCUAGAGCAGCUGUUCAAUGCAGACCGUCACAGUCUAUUGGCUGAGGUGCGCAGCCUGCAUGCGCAGCUGCAUGCAAGCACCCAGCAGAGCCAGGAACAGCUACGGCAGCUGCAGGAUUCCCUGGACACUGCAAAAGAACAGGGCAUGGAAGUGCAACAUCAGCUGCGUAGAGAUGCUGAAGAGCUGGAGUUGCAGCUGCAACAGGAACAGACAGUGUCACAUGAUCUGCGCACCUCUCUGAAAGCUGAGAAAAGUAGGGGAUUGGAGCAGCAGAGGCAGUUAGAGGCGGAGCUUAAGGCUGUGUCAGUGCUGAAGGCGGAGCUAGAGGAGACCAGGCUACAGCUUCAGUCUACAUACAAAAAUCUAGAUGAAUUGAAGAGCCACAAUCAAAAGCUCAGGCAAAAGCUGGAAAAUGUUGAGGCUGAACAUCAAGCCUGUCUACAGGCAUUGGAGAAAGAGCAGGCUAGAGUACAGGAACUGCAGGAGGACCUUCAGCAGCAGCGACUCUUCGACCAGCAGACAGUUGAGCAAAACCACCAAACACAGGAGUCUUUGCACCAAGCUUUGAAUGAGCAAGCGUCACAUGUCAGUCAGCUUAACUCCGCACUGGAACAGGAGCGCAUCACAUCCAGUAACCUGCGCUCUGAGCUCCAGAUUGAGCAGUCUCGUUGUGAGGCCCUGUUGGCCCAGGAGCACGAACGCACCGAACUUGUGCUUUCCCGCCUGGAGGAGGAACGUUCCCGAUCGGCGGAGCUCUCAGAUUUGCUCUCUCGCCAAGCCCAGGAGCACACGCGCCGUUUAGAGGAGGAAGCCCGCAGACAGGAAGCGGCCAGUGCCCAUGACAGAAAGUUUAUUCAGGACCUACGGGCUCAAUUGGAACAGGAGAGGCGUCAGGGGGAGGACCUGGCAGCCAUGUUGGAACGUCUGCAAGGGCAGGUGCUGGAAGGGAAGCGCAGGCAAGCGGAGGAGGCAGAGCAGGAGACACACAAGGAGCAGGAGGAAGUGAGGAGGCUCCGUGCAGCUCUGGAGGGCCUGCAGACUCAGAAAACAGGGGUUGGACACACUCUAGAUGCAGAGCGAGAGAGAGCUGCUCGGUUACAAACGGAGUUGGAUGUGAUGAAGGAAAAGAUGAGAGUGGUGAAAGAGAGGGAGAAAGUGAGGGAGGAGCAGAUGGAGAGGCAGAGGAAACAGGAGCAGGUGGAAAAGGAGCGACGACAGGAACGCACCAAUGAGAAACUGUUGGAGUUGGAAGUGUUGCGUCAGAAGGAUCAGCAGCGGUUGAGGCAGCUACAGCAGACGCUGGCUGACCUGGAGCAGAAAGAGAAACAACUCGCGUCAGAUCGCCUGCAGAGAGACACGCACUCCAAUGGCCUGACCUUUGGCCAGAAUGCACUCACAAACAUCCCUCAGGAUUCUACCUCCUCCACUCCCUCACUAAUGGAACGUUUGCUGAAGGAGAACACUGAGUUCUCUGAGUGUCUCGCUGCUCUGAGUGAGGAGAAGAUCUCCCUCAAACACACUAUAUCCUGUUUGGAGAGAGACCUGCAAAGCCUGAAACGCCAGGAGCAGGUGAAUUCUCCUGCUGUUACGGAGCAGUGCAUGUUAUCGGAGAAGCUGGCCUGGCAGAAGGAAAAAGCAACUCUUCAGGCUGCGCUGCGUAAAGCAGAGACUGAACUGUCAAAAGUCACUGCUAGCAAUGAAAACAGACCCAACUAUGACCUCUCCAACAACAAGGUGCAGCGACUUUAUGAGAGAUACCUGCGAGCAGAGAGUUACAGGAAGUCUCUGGUUUAUCAAAAGCGUUAUCUGCUGUUGCUGCUGGGAGGGUUUCAAGAGUGUGAACAGGCUACUCUUGCGCUCAUCGCUCGUAUGGGUGCCCAGCCAACGUUGAGCCAAUCACAGGUCUCCAGGCCUCUAAACCGCUUCAGAACGUCUGUCAGAGUAGUCAUCGCUAUCUCAAGACUGAAGUUCCUCACCAGGAAAUGGCAGAGAGCUACAAGGAAAAUCUCAGUAGGCAGUGCCACAGUUAACGGGCGUGGAACAGAACCAAGCACAGUUCCUGCUUUGAGGACUGAAGUGCUGAGGCCACAGCAGACUGGAGUUGCGUUCAACUCUCCACCCACACGUGAUCAUGCCUUGGCUCAAAGGGGCGUGGCCUCGUCUCUGGUGCCGCCAAUCAAAUCACCCUUCAGACUGAAUCAUAGAAUGUACACAAGUCCAGUGAUGGGACCAGCUGAACGCUCCUUCAGCUCUACCCAAGAUCAAGAACGUUCCCUUACGGAGUAUAUCCAACAUUUGGAGACUGUCCAGCAGCGUCUGGGAGCCGGUUGUCCAGGUUCACCAUCAAUGCUUCCAUAUGCCAGAAAAUCUGAUCGAUGAAUGAAGAAAUCUUGUCACUAGUGCCAGUCUGUGUUUUACAUUCAUACAUUUUUAAUUGCCAUCUUUUUUUUAUGCUUUAUCAUUUUAGCUGAAACAUUGUCACCGAUAACGUGUUAUUUUGUUUUGCAACCAGUGCUGGAUAUUUUCACUUUUUUUUUGUAUACAAUU
This is a messenger RNA of Sinocyclocheilus rhinocerous, 11799 nucleotides long. Its product is annotated as A-kinase anchor protein 9-like. Gene Ontology annotation, biological process: signal transduction. NCBI's taxonomy places the organism in Eukaryota, Metazoa, Chordata, Actinopteri, Cypriniformes, Cyprinidae. The transcript is spliced from 49 exons. The coding region runs from base 160 to 11631 and encodes 3823 amino acids. The record is from RefSeq and is a predicted model, not a curated record. Gene Ontology annotation, molecular function: molecular adaptor activity.